Messenger RNA from Nicotiana attenuata, 1795 nucleotides. Its product is annotated as sulfoquinovosyl transferase SQD2-like. The record is from RefSeq and is a predicted model, not a curated record. Gene Ontology annotation, biological process: sulfolipid biosynthetic process; glycolipid biosynthetic process. The transcript is spliced from 11 exons. Gene Ontology annotation, cellular component: chloroplast envelope. Gene Ontology annotation, molecular function: UDP-sulfoquinovose:DAG sulfoquinovosyltransferase activity. Bases 25 to 1548 code for a protein of 507 amino acids. Lineage: Eukaryota; Viridiplantae; Streptophyta; Magnoliopsida; Solanales; Solanaceae.
AACAUCAUUUAGACCACUCUUAACAUGUCCAACUAUUCUUCUCUCUUUAUAAAUUCUUCUUCCUUUAAUUAUUCCUUACCUCCCUCUUCCUCGUGUUUUCAUAAAGUUUCUUGCUUUUCUACUUCAAGAACAUACCCCAUUACUUUAAUUUACAAAAAGAUCAAUUUUUUACAGUGUAAAAAGAGUUUUAAGAAAAGACCCUUAAAGAAAAGAUCCUUAAUUGCUGCAAAAGCUAGUAAUAAGAUGACAAUUACUGAGUACAGAGAUGAAGAUGAAGAGAAUCCUCCUCCUUUGCUUUUAUCUGAAAUGAGUUCAAGGCCUAGGCGUAUUGCUCUCUUUAUUGAGCCUUCUCCUUUUGCGUAUGUUUCUGGAUAUAAGAACAGGUUCCAGAAUUUUAUAAAGUAUCUCCGCGAACUGGGGGAUGAGGUUAUGGUUGUGACGACGCAUGAAGGAGUACCCCAAGAAUUUUAUGGGGCAAAGUUGAUAGGAUCACAGAGUUUUCCCUGCCCCUGCUACCGGAAAGUACCCCUCUCACUUGCUCUCAGCCCUAGAAUAAUCUCCGAGGUAGUACAGUUCAAGCCUGAUAUCAUACAUGCAUCAUCUCCGGGUAUAAUGGUAUUUGGUGCUCUUAUCAUUGCGAAACUUCUAUCUGUGCCGAUUGUAAUGUCUUACCACACGCAUGUGCCAGUGUACAUACCCAGAUACACCUUUAGUUGGCUGGUUCAACCAAUGUGGAUGGUUAUAAAGUUUCUACAUGGAGCUGCUGAUCUUACGCUGGUUCCAUCUGCUGCUAUUGCAAAGGAUCUGGAAGCUUAUAAGGUAACAAAAGCUAACAGAAUACGGUUGUGGAAUAAGGGUGUUGAUUCCGAGAGCUUCCACCCCCGUUAUCGGUCUCAUGAAAUGCGACUAAGAUUAAGUAAUGGAGAAUCCGAUAAACCUUUGAUAGUCCAUGUUGGACGACUUGGAGUUGAGAAGAGUUUGGAUUUCCUCAAAAGGGUCAUGGAUAGACUUCCAGAUGUUCGCAUAGCUUUUAUUGGAGAUGGGCCAUACAGGGAGGAAUUGGAGAAAAUGUUCCAUGGCAUGCCUGCCGUGUUCACAGGCAUGUUAUUAGGGGAGGAGCUUUCCCAAGCAUAUGCCAGUGGAGAUGUUUUUCUUAUGCCUUCAGAGUCAGAGACACUGGGGCUCGUCGUUUUGGAGGCCAUGUCAUCAGGGCUUCCUGUAGUAGCUGCCUGUGCCGGUGGAGUUCCAGAUAUCAUCCCUGAUGAUCAGCAGGGCAAGAUUGGAUAUCUGUUUAAUCCUGGGGACCUUGACGACUGCCUGAGUAAACUAGUGCCUCUGUUGCGCGAUGCUGAAUUGAGAGAAACUAUGGGGAAAACUGCACGCAUAGAGAUGGAGAAAUAUGACUGGAAAGCUGCAACAAGAACAAUUCGUAACGAACAGUACAGUGCAGCCAUUUGGUUCUGGAAGAAGCAGAGAGCAGUAUUCCUGAGACCAUUCCAAUGGAUGUUUAGGUGUAUAUUCGCAGUUCCAGAUGUCGACUAUAGGUGAUCGAUCCGUUUCUCGUAUUUUAUUGUCUAAAAGGAUAGAGUUUUUUUAAUGGUUUGCAAGUUGUAUCCUUCGUAGCUUGUGUUUGUAGAAUAUAGACCUGAAAAUGUAUUAUGCUGUCAUUGUUUGUACAAUGUAGAUCUCAAAGACCUGGUCUGUUGUGCUGUUAUGUAUUAAAUUGGACCUAUGUACAUGUAAGUUUUAGUUUCAUAAAGAUUUGAAUUUAGUAGAUACAUGGAAUUUCAUACGA